AUGGGAGACUCAAGACGAACGCAGAUCCCGAUUGUAUGUCCUGGACAUACGAGGCCACUGGCCGAGCUGCAGUAUCUGUGGAAUGAAGAAGAGAAGCGUACAUUUCUGCUGAGUGCUUGCCAUGACAAGAUGCCAAUGCUCCGCGAUGGUACUUCUGGUGAUUGGAUAGGAACCUUUCAAGGACACAAGGGUGCUGUGUGGUCUAUGCAAAUGGACAACUCGGGUAACCUUGCAGCAACCGCAUCGGGUGACUAUUCAGCUCGUGUUUGGGACGCCAUCACUGGAAAUUCGUUGCUCGAGUUGCCGCACAAACACAUUGUCAAGACUUGUGUCUUUUCACCUGAUUCCAAGUUACUAGCUACAGGAGGAAAAGAGGGGUUGGUCAGAAUUUACGAUCUAGCUGCAUGCUUGAUGAACAAACCAUUGAAAGCAGAAGUUGCGGUAGAGUUGAAGCAAGCUUCUCCGAUUAACAAAGUCGUUUGGGUGAACAAUACAUUGAUUCUCUGUGCAUGUGCUGAUGGUAAGGUUUAUUUAUGGGACAAGUCAUCUCCCCAGGCUCCAGUGCACACCUUCGACACUCAACAAGGAGAUGAGAUUAGAGACUUGGAACUGUGCACCAUUGCCAGUGGAAUGCUAGUAAUGACUGCCGCUGCGGGUACAAAAGUUUUCUUCUGGGAUAUGGAAUCAAAAAAUCUAUUGAAAGAGUACACAAUGCCAAUUCAUUUCCGAGAAGAGGGGGGGGCAACCUUACAUCCAUCUGGGGAGAAAUUUGUUGCUGGUGGAAGCGAUCUGUGGGUUCGAGUGUUCGACUUUCAAACAGGAGAGCAGCUCGAAUGUCAUAAAGGGCACCACGGGCCUAUUCGCUGUGUGCGGUAUGCUCCUGAUGGAAAGCUCUAUGCAACCGGCUCGGAAGAUGGAACCAUAAGGCUUUGGAAAACAUAUCCUACCGCAUAA
Messenger RNA from Cylindrotheca closterium, 954 nucleotides. Lineage: Eukaryota; Bacillariophyta; Bacillariophyceae; Bacillariales; Bacillariaceae. The record is from the annotation of a GenBank genome assembly.